AUGCAACUCAAACUCACCAUCACCACCCUCCUCCUCUCCAUCCUCUCCUUAACAACCGCGAUCCCGGCUCCGGCCCCUGCCCCUGCCUCGGCCGCUAGCUCCAAAGAUAGCGCCUCCCCAGACCGGAACAGUAACGUCAAUACUGCCGACUUAAGGGGCAACCCCAUCGGCGGCCUCGUCUACGGCAAGCGUCAGGAUGAGCCGGAAAAUAACCACACUGCUGAGCGAUGCCCUGGGUGUCCGUAUGGCGGGCUGGAUUAG
Sordaria macrospora k-hell is the source of this 261-nucleotide messenger RNA. RefSeq lists its product as uncharacterized. Lineage: Eukaryota; Fungi; Ascomycota; Sordariomycetes; Sordariales; Sordariaceae. The record is from RefSeq and is a predicted model, not a curated record.